CACACCUCUUCCUUGGCUCUCUCUCUUCUUGCCUUUAUCUGUUCAUCCUUGCUGAUCUACAGGGUGCCUCUGAAUCCCAAAGAGAUACUUAUAUAACACACUCAUCCAAUGGCCCAGACAGAUCUCAAGGUAGGGUUAUCUUCAUCUGCCCUUGCGCUAUGGGACCAGCUGCAGCAUGAGUUGUCCAGUGAAGCUUGUCGCGAGAAGCAAAAGAGCGCGAAUUUGGCUUCAAAGAUAGACACAAUAGAAGAAGAGCGAAAAGAAUUGGCCGAGACUGUCCAGAAACGGACACAGGAGUUAGAGAACAAGAAUCAGAUUGUCUGCCGUUUGGAGUUGCUGUAACCUAUUAUUACAAUUGCCCUUGCUACGCAAAUGUACGACUCUCUGAAUAGGAAAGCUUCUCAUGGUAUCUCCAAAAUGUGUUCCAUCACCUUCGAGACACCGUUCG
Guyanagaster necrorhizus is the source of this 448-nucleotide messenger RNA. RefSeq lists its product as uncharacterized. NCBI's taxonomy places the organism in Eukaryota, Fungi, Basidiomycota, Agaricomycetes, Agaricales, Physalacriaceae. The transcript has 3 exons. The record is from RefSeq and is a predicted model, not a curated record. The coding region runs from base 109 to 342 and encodes 77 amino acids.